AUUGUUUUCUUCCAUAAUCAAGUAGAAAAUGGAGAGCUUUCAUUCUCUUGGCAAGAUAAUAAGCCAUCUCUGUAGCUGUUCAUGUAUCAAAAUAGCUUGCUUUCGCAGAUCAGUUUGGGGUCUGAUGGUCCUUUUGUUUCGUUUCAUUCUCUUUCACAUAAACCCAUUUGUUGUUCUUCUUUGUUAUUUCGUCUCUGUUUCCUUUCUGGGUUUCUUAAUUCUGAAACUUUUGAAUCCAAGAACCGAUUCUUUUAAACCCAAGGACUUGGAUAUAUUCUUCACUUCAGUGUCUGCGACGACUGUUUCCAGCAUGUCUACCGUCGAAAUGGAGGUCUUUUCCAACACCCAACUUGUGUUUAUAACCAUUUUAAUGUUUGUAGGAGGGGAGGUUUUUGUUUCAAUGUUUGGGCUUCUUUUUACCAAGUACAAGUUAAGGAAUCGAGCCAGGAUCCAUGGCAGUAGAGUCGGUUCUGUAAGUAGUGAGUCUAUGAGUCCCACGAAUCCCGUGGAUCAGCUAGAGAUAGAGUUGGGGAUGGUAACUUUGUCUGAAACUGAAUCCAGGAAACCCAGUAGUGUCGACCUUGUGUCUACAGUCGAAUCAAUCAUGAGUACUAAUGAAGAAGAGUUGAGAUAUAAUUCCAUAAGAUAUCUGGUUUUUGUAAUUAUGGGUUAUCUUCUAGUGGUUCAUAUAGGGGGAUCUGCAUUGGUUGCACUGUAUGUGAGCCUUGUUACAAGUGCAAGAGAUGUACUCAGGAACAAGGGCCUUCAGAUCCCCACAUUCUCUAUCUUCAUUACUGUCUCUACGUUUGCAAGUUGUGGUUUCGUCCCUACAAAUGAGAACAUGAUUGUCUUCAGCAAGAACUCUGGACUCCUCCUACUUCUUAUCCCUCAGGUUCUUCUUGGGAACACAUUAUAUCCGUCUUGCUUGAGAUUUCUGAUAUGGGUUUUGGGGUGGUUUACUAAGAAGCCCGAGUUCAAUUACAUGCUGACGAAUACAAGAGAGAUGAAAUACUUUCACUUGCUUCCUAGUUUGCAUUCUUCUCUUUUAGUUGUUACUGUUUUCGGGUUCAUUGUGGUUCAGUUUAUACUCUUUUGCUCUCUGGAAUGGAACUCACAAGGCUUGGAUGGGAUGGAUCCUUUUCAGAAACUAGUGGCUGCCCUGUUUCAGACUGUGAACUCGAGGCACACUGGUGAAUCAGUCAUCGAUCUCUCAAUCCUCUCGCCCGCCAUACUGGUGCUAUUCGUCGUUAUGAUGUACCUUCCUCCGUAUACCUCGUUUCUGCCCAUCAAAGAUGUGGACUGGUGUUCAAGAAGAAGCGAAAAGAAGAAUAAAACAGGAGGAAGGCUUGCAGAAAAUCUUAAAUUCUCACAGCUUUCUUAUUUGGUCAUAUUCAUCAUCGCUAUUUGCAUCACAGAGAGGGAAAAGAUGAAAGAAGAUCCUCUGAAUUUCUCAACAGUGAACAUCGUCAUAGAAGUUAUCAGUGCAUAUGGAAAUGUGGGAUUUACAGCCGGCUACAGCUGCAAACGGCAGCUCAAUCCCCAGGAGUUCUGCAAAGAUACGUGGUAUGGAUUUGUUGGAAGAUGGAGCAACAAGGGGAAGGUGAUUCUCAUCCUUGUUAUGUUCUUUGGAAGACUAAAGAAGUUCAACAUGGGUGGAGGUAAAGGAUGGAAGCUUCUGUAACAGCUGCAGAAAUUCAGAUUGAAAAUUUUUUUACAUGUCCUACAACAGGAUGGAAGCUCCUGAGAAUAACAAGAGAAGUGUAUUAUAUAAUGUGUGUUGAGUAAAUAUCCCUUUACACAGUUUUCUACAAAGAUUAUUGUGAAUAUGUAGGAGAAAAGAGAAUAGACAGAGAAAAGAAAGAGAAUAAAUAAAAGAUUGGAAAGAAUAUCUUCCAGACCUUCUCAUCUUUCCAUUUAGACAGAUUGCAAUCUCUGAAAUUCUCACCGAGUUGGUGGGCCCUUGACUGGUUGGGACCAGGCUCAGGAUUUGACCGGGUCAGCUGGACCGCCUGAAUCCCAUAUAGGGUUACUUAGAGUUCAGCAACAAAAAGAAAUGUUUGAUAAUUGAAUUGUAUUCAAAUAAUCAAAUCUGAUCAGGGUAAUCCAUAUUGUUUAUGCUUCCAAGACGAGGACUGGCUGAUGGGAGAUGAUGGAAUGUCUCUGGCACUGGGUGCAUUUCUAUACUAUUUCGGUUGCAUCAUUUUGUACCGUCAAUAAAAAUAUCCUUGCCUUAGUGCUUUUUGGGCCAAUGCUCUGCCUCCGAGGUGGUUGCCGCAAAUGCAUUCAUGGAUCUCUCGGAGCACAUAUUUGCCCUCCUCUCGGUGGAGGCACUGGAGGUAGGGCAAGGUGAAAGACUUUCAAUACAGCUUUCCCUCGAGGAGGGUGUAAUGGACUGCCUGCCGUCGGACUCUCCUAGCUUCAUUUCUGUCUUUGGGCAAUUGCUUGUGUAGCAAA
Molecule: messenger RNA, 2454 nt
Organism: Nelumbo nucifera (sacred lotus)
Lineage: Eukaryota; Viridiplantae; Streptophyta; Magnoliopsida; Proteales; Nelumbonaceae
Product: putative cation transporter HKT1;4
Biological process (GO): monoatomic cation transport; transmembrane transport
Cellular component (GO): plasma membrane
Molecular function (GO): monoatomic cation transmembrane transporter activity
Source: RefSeq, a predicted model, not a curated record